Molecule: messenger RNA, 751 nt
Organism: Radiomyces spectabilis
Lineage: Eukaryota; Fungi; Mucoromycota; Mucoromycetes; Mucorales; Radiomycetaceae
Exons: 1
Coding region: 170-499 (109 amino acids)
Source: RefSeq, a predicted model, not a curated record
UUGGCCUCGUCGCCAGUGCCGUAUGUCACUUUAAAAGGCCCUGCUUAAACAGUGUUUGCUAUUUUGAAAGAAUUGAACCACUUAUAUUGACCCACUGCCCUUCAAGCAGCGAAUUAUGCCUUGAUGAGUUAGAUUAGAAGCACUUUGUAGCUCGGAAAUUAUCCAUUCCAUGCUCCAUCAUUCAAAUAGCCAUUGCGUGCUUACAGUUAUUACCGUGAAGGAACAACCGAUCUUGAUCCUUUUUUUUUUGUUUGGCUUCAAAGGUGGAGACGUCAUCUGGAUCCCAUCUGUGCAUUAUUUAUUGUUGGUCACUUGGGCGAUGUCGCUUUUUCCGGUUCCCCAGGCUGCAAUAUUCAAUCCACAAGUCGGGCAUAAACUGCUCCUUAUUGCCCUGUUUCAAAUGCUUUUGAAACGGCGCUCUUCUCCUGGCUUUCACAAAUUCUUUUUAUUUUAUGAAUGCUAUAAAAAUAAAGUGAAGACACAACAUGAUAACAGCUAAUUAAUGUUAAAUUAUUUAAAGAAAUUUCGUUGGCACAAUUUCUUAUUCCAUGUAUAUCCUUCUGAGAUGCGAAAGCAAAUAGAAUGAUCAUUAAGCAAAGUAAUCGCGACGAAUUUCCACAGCAGAUGUUGUGUAUUUCUAAUUGAACUCAACAUCCAUCGUCUACAGCUGUACCAUGGGUGUGGUUAGAAUGGCAUGGGGGUGUGCCAGUUCUAACGUCUGAGGUAGAAGGUUCGAUCCAUUGGUAGAAAU